Messenger RNA from Neltuma alba, 654 nucleotides. RefSeq lists its product as uncharacterized. The transcript is spliced from 2 exons. Bases 1 to 654 code for a protein of 217 amino acids. The record is from RefSeq and is a predicted model, not a curated record. Lineage: Eukaryota; Viridiplantae; Streptophyta; Magnoliopsida; Fabales; Fabaceae.
AUGCGCAACUCUCCUUCGAUGCCAAUGGUCUCAGUGUUGGACCAAGUGAAGCUGCUCCAUAAACUUGACGCUGUUCAAUUUCAAGGCCACGACAGCCGAGGUCACCCUGUUCUCACUGUAGUGGGCAAACUCUUCCCCGCGCCGGUACUUGUAUUUAUAUAUAUUCCGCUUCCAUCCAUUCAUUCGUUGACUACUGCUGUUGAAUCAAUAAACUUGCUAGUAAUUAACAAACCAAUUGCAGGGGGGUUGGUGAGCAGGGAGGGAGUGAACAAGUAUUUGGAGGAGAAUGUAUUCCCAGAGGUAGGAGAGAGAGCAUGGUCGGUGCUGUACAUACACACUGGAGUUCAAAGAGGCCACAACUUGCUUGGAGUGUGGCCUCUCAAAUCCGUGUGCGAUGCCAUCCCGCUCCGCAUCAAACUCAAUUUGCAGGCCCUUUAUUUCCUGCACCCUGAUCUCCCCGCCAGAGUGGAGUUGCUGUGGGAGCACGUGAGAAGGGGGGAGAUGAAGAUUCCGGAGUUCGUGCAUGAUCACGACAAAGAACUUGAAUACCCUCCCUGGUUGCACUUCGACGUCGACAGGGAUCCCACUCUCUAUUAUGCUUCUCCUUUCAUGCAAACCUCCCUCCCCUUCUACUCUAUGAGGUUUAUGCCUUAG